AUGGCACCUCUCAACCUAACCCCCUCUUCAAUGUUCAUGCUAACGGGAAUCCCUGGCCUGGAAGCUGCCCAUGUCUGGAUUUCCAUUCCUUUUUCUAUGUUCUACAUUAUUGGCCUGUUGGGAAAUUUCAUGGUUAUAGUUGUUGUAGGCAAAGAGCAGACCCUACAUAAGCCGAUGUAUAUACUGCUCUGCAUGCUGGCAGUCACAGACAUCGGCACGUCUACAUCCAUCGUGCCAAAAGCACUGUGCAUAUUUUGGUUCAAUUUGAAAGGCAUUACUGAGAGUGGCUGCCUCACCCAGAUGUUCUUCCUUCAUCUGGUUUCUGCUAUGCACUCAGCCGUCCUCGUGACAAUGGCCUUCGAUCGCUACGUUGCCAUAUGUAACCCUCUCAGAUAUGCCACCAUCCUCACCAAUGCACGAAUAGCUAAGCUAGGUCUCGUGGGUUUGAUAAGAGCUGUUCUCUUCAUUCUUCCCCUGCCCUUUCUCCUGAGGAGGCUGCCAUUCUGUGCCAAUCGCAUUAUCCCCCACACUUACUGUGACCACAUGGCUGUGGUGAAGAUGUCAUGUGGGGACACCACAGUCAACAGGACAUACGGCUUGGUGGUAGCUUUUGUAGUCGUCGGGUUAGAUCUGAUGCUUGUUGCCCUGUCCUAUGGUCUGAUUAUCAGGGCUGUCCUCAGAAUAUCCUCCAAGAAAGAUUACCAGAAAGCCCUGAACACCUGCACAGCCCACAUCUGUGUCAUGCUGAUUUCUUGUACUCUCUCCCUCUUCUCCAUUCUGACACACCGGUUCGGUCAAGGCAUCGCUCCACAUGUUCACAUCAUCUUGGCCAACCUCUACUUCCUCAUUCCCCCCAUGCUCAACCCUAUCAUUUAUGGGGUCAAAACCAAAGAGCUUCGUGACAAAGUGGGAAAAUACACCAGGAGAAGGUAA
This is a messenger RNA of Malaclemys terrapin pileata, 933 nucleotides long. Its product is annotated as olfactory receptor 52P1-like. Gene Ontology annotation, cellular component: membrane. The transcript has a single exon. The coding region runs from base 1 to 933 and encodes 310 amino acids. Gene Ontology annotation, biological process: G protein-coupled receptor signaling pathway. The record is from RefSeq and is a predicted model, not a curated record. Gene Ontology annotation, molecular function: olfactory receptor activity; G protein-coupled receptor activity. NCBI's taxonomy places the organism in Eukaryota, Metazoa, Chordata, Testudines, Emydidae.